This is a messenger RNA of Trifolium pratense (red clover), 1612 nucleotides long. Its product is annotated as protein IQ-domain 26-like. The record is from RefSeq and is a predicted model, not a curated record. The transcript is spliced from 4 exons. NCBI's taxonomy places the organism in Eukaryota, Viridiplantae, Streptophyta, Magnoliopsida, Fabales, Fabaceae. The coding region runs from base 42 to 1316 and encodes 424 amino acids. Gene Ontology annotation, molecular function: protein binding.
UAAAGAUAUAAAAAUAAGAUUCUUGACUCAAAAAACUAGUUAUGGGAAAAGCUAGUAGGUGGUUCAAGAAUUUGUUAGUAGGAAACAAGAAAAAGGAAAAGGAGAUGAAGGACCACAAUGAAAUUAAUUCAGGUUUCAUGACACCUGACAAUACCAACAAAAAGGAGAAGAAAAGAUGGAGUUUUGCAAAACAAGGGAAGAAUGUGGAAGUUGAGGAACCAAAUAUUACUCCAAAUUCAUCUUCUGAUACUUCUUGGCUUAGAUCCUAUAUUGCUGAUACUGAUAAUCAGCAGAACAAACAUGCAAUUGCUGUUGCAGCUGCUACGGCGGCCGCUGCGGAUGCUGCUGUUGCCGCCGCUCAGGCUGCCGUGGCGGUUGUGAGACUGACUAGUCAUGGAAGAGGUACAUUGUUUAGUGGAAGUAGAGAGAAAUGGGGUGCUGUAAAGAUCCAAACUUUCUUCAGAGGCUAUUUGGCAAGGAAAGCUCUUAGAGCAUUGAAAGGAUUGGUUAAGAUUCAAGCUCUUGUUAGAGGCUAUCUAGUUAGAAAAAGAGCUGCUGCAACUCUUCACAGUAUGCAAGCUCUAUUCAGAGCUCAAACUUCUGUUAGAACACAAAGAGCUCGUCGUUCCAUGAGCAAAGAAAAUCGAUUCCUACCUGAAAAUCUUGCAAGAAAAUCUUUGGAACGAUUUGAUGAAACAAGGAGUGAGUUUCACAGCAAAAGGUUACCAACAUCAUUUGAAACAUCAAUGAAUGGAUAUGAUGAUCAAAGUCCAAAGAUUGUUGAAAUUGACACAUCAUACAAGACAAGAACAAAAUCUAGGAGAUUUACCUCAACAAUGUCUGAAUGUGGAGAAGAAUUACCACAUUGUCACACAAUUUCAUCAUCACCUCUUCCAGGUAGAAUCUCAAUUCCAGCUGAUUGUAGAAAUCAUCAUCAUCAACAACAACAAGACUUUGAUUGGUAUUUCAACAAUCUUGAAGACACUAGGUACCCUACGACACAUAACACACCGCGUUUCAAUCAUUCGUCUAUGCGUCCAAAUAUUGCUCCAAACACACCAUCAAAAAGUGUUUGUGGUGACACUUUCUUUAAACCUUAUUAUUACUCAAAUUUCCCUAAUUACAUGGCUAAUACUCAGUCAUUUAAGGCUAAAUUAAGGUCUCAUAGUGCUCCUAAACAAAGACCUGAAGUUAAGAAAAGGCUUUCACUCAAUGAAAUGAUGGCUGCAAGAAACAGUAUAAGUGGUGUUAGAAUGCAAAAGCCACCAUCUUCAAAUUUUCAGACACAACAUGAAGAAGAAUCUUGGAUUUCUUGAUAUUAUAAGUUAUACAGCUAUGGUUUGUCACAGUUGAAGAAAUUUGAGAGGAAACUACAACUUAUAAUGAUGUUAUAGUUGUUAGUUAGUGCUUUUGAAUUUGAUUUUUUUUUCUUCCUUUGAUUUGUGUUUGUGUACAUUCUUUUAAAGAGUUCUUUUUCUUUUCAAUCAUUCUCUUUCUUUUGUUAUUACCAAGUGGUUUACAUCUAGUAAAGAAUUUGGCUUGGUUUUUUCUCUUUAAGAAACAUAACUUUGUAGUUGUACUUAUAGUGCUUAUUGGCUUUUUCUUCUUUGGA